This is a messenger RNA of Glarea lozoyensis ATCC 20868, 1401 nucleotides long. RefSeq lists its product as uncharacterized. Gene Ontology annotation, cellular component: cytosol; nucleus. The transcript has a single exon. Bases 1 to 1401 code for a protein of 466 amino acids. Lineage: Eukaryota; Fungi; Ascomycota; Leotiomycetes; Helotiales; Helotiaceae. Gene Ontology annotation, molecular function: mRNA binding; RNA 7-methylguanosine cap binding. The record is from RefSeq and is a predicted model, not a curated record.
AUGGCCACAGAUAUGGAUAUCGAGAUGGACAUUGAUGUUGGGUUUACGGUCGAGGACCAUGGAAUACCAGAAAUCGACAUUCUUCCUGAUGCAGGAGUCACUGCAAGCAGCCCCCAUCUACGCAUUGAAAGCUUCUCAGCUAAUCAGACUUCGCAGCCUCAACUCAAUGGUGAGACUCCCAUCCUCAAUGCGCCCGGAGAGCAACACGAUUCCGCGUCACUCGAGCUCGCGCCUAACAAAGUUCACAUUCGAGGGCUGGACAACCUAACUACCAAAGACAUCCGGACUUUCGCUACAGAGCACUACGUCGAAAACUCCCCUGAGCAUAUCGAAUGGAUUGAUGACACUUCAGCGAACCUGGUUUACGAGAGCGAAGAGGUUGCACUUCAAGCUCUUCAGGCACUGGUGCAGUCUGAAAUUACCGACAUCGCCUCAGCUUCGUCAUUACAAACGUUUGCAGCGCGACCUUUCGCUGACCAUCCAAAUACGAGUCUUGAAGUACGCCGGGCAGUUGUGGGCGAUCGCAAAGCACCUCGAGCUCGUGACAGGAGCAGAUUUUACCUACUAAACCCACAGCAUGAUCCAGCGGAACGACGCAAAAGAGGCGGAGGUGGCGGUGGGAGAAGAUAUAGGGAUCGCGAUGAUGGCGGGUAUCGAAGUCAACGUUACGAUGAUAGAGAACAAGAAAGUCGUUUGAAGGGCGACGAGGCCGCUGGAUUUGAUGCCAGUUUAUAUGACGAUGAUGCCGAUGCAUUAGCUCGAAGAUCAGCGAGAAAUCACCCAGGCUCUAUAUCUGAUAGCGAUUCCGGAGGACGACGAGUAAGAUUCCGCGGAACGGCUGGUAAGGAACUGUUCCCAAGUUCUACCGGCGAAAGGGGAAGUGGCCGGUUAAGAGAUCGAAGUGCAUCACCCCUGAGAGAUGACGAUAGAUCCGGUAGCAGGGACAGUUACAAUCAGGGACGGCGAAGCGGUCAACGGAAACCAAGUGCUGCGGCGGCUUCGGAUAAUAGAUUGAGGGCACAGCGUAUCAAAGCCGACAUGAGAGCAACUGCACCCAAAGAACUGUUUCCUCAAAAGGAUCAACGCUCCGGUGUAUUUGAUGCUGCAGAUGAGACAGCAGACCUUUUUGCAAACACAAUGCCUGUUCCAUUCGUGGAUGGUAGUGCAGACCGACAGACCAGCACGCAACCAAACGGGAAGUGGGAUAUUAUCACAGGAUACAGUAUUCGGGGAGUAUCAAAAGCUCCUACAGCGCAGGGCUUUAGCAUAAAGGGUGCUGCUUCUGGUGGCCAAGUGAAGGAGUUGUUUCCAGCACACUUUGGAGAUAAUGCGGGGAAAGAGCUCUUCGGGUUAGAGGGUAGAGGUCGUCGAAGACAGAAGGCCGAGGACUUGUUCUAUUGA